Molecule: messenger RNA, 1301 nt
Organism: Brassica napus (rape)
Lineage: Eukaryota; Viridiplantae; Streptophyta; Magnoliopsida; Brassicales; Brassicaceae
Exons: 2
Coding region: 246-1169 (307 amino acids)
Source: RefSeq, a predicted model, not a curated record
CUCAAAGCAAAAAAAAUCAUCAAGAAAAAGUAUAGUUUUCCCAAAAGUUAAACUACUAGUUUUUGUUUCUGUUAUCAUUACUUCAUGGCGUUUUUUCCAGUAGUCUCCAAUAGUUUUUGUCUAUCAUGAGUUUUUAUUUCUGUAUUUUAUAUGUUUAUAAUCACUUACGUGUGUAUAUAUCAUAUAAUCUGAUUUUAUAUGAAUGUGAAAGAUGACUAAUAAAAGUAUAUUAUUUCUGUAUUAGGAUGGAAACUGGAGAACCGUCACUACCAAAAAAAGCUAGAGCUGGAUAUCUGCAAUGGACAUCUCAAGAGAGUCAAUUGUUGAUGCGCCUUCUAGUUGAUGGUAUCAGGCGGGGAUGGCGUGAUUCAAAUGGCUCCAUGACCAAAACAACAGUCGAGGCGAAGAUAUUACCGGUUCUAAACAAACAGCUUCGAUGCAAUAAGAGUUACAAGCAUUACACAAAUCGAAUGAAAUCUUUGAGAAAAGAAUAUAAUGGUUAUGCUGAGCUUUUGCGAUGUAGCUCUGGUUUUGGCUGGGACCCUAUCACAAAACGAUUCACAGCUCCAGAUGAAGUAUGGAAAGAAUAUUUUAAGGGACAUCCAAACUCUGAAAAUAUGCGGGACAACACUUUUGAAGAUUUUGAAGACUUACAAAUCAUUUUUGAAAGUGCUACAGCAAGGGGAAACAACUCAUUUGGACUCGGUGAUGAUGCAAAUGCUGAAGCUUUUGAAGUUGAGAAUGAUUUUCAAGAAAAAGAAGAUGAGAUUCAUACAGAGAAUGUCAUUGAAACCAAUGAAACCACACGUAGAGCUUCUAAAGAAAAGUUGCCUUCUAGGAAGAGAGUGAAACCCAAUGGUGAUGGAGAUGCAUCAGGGUCAAUUAAUCCUGGUGAUCGUUCUGAAAAGGUGCUAACUGAAAUGAUUGGAGUGAGCACUAAUAUCAUGAACCUUAUGCAACAAAGAGAAGAAAGACAUCAAAAAGAAGCUGAAGAAAAAGAAGCUGAAAAGAGAAAGAAUAAUGUAUGGGAUGCAAUCAAAGAGAUUCCUGACUUGGAACAGGAUAUAUGCUAUGAUGCAGUAACUAAAAUUCAUACGUUGAAUAUGAAAGACGUAUUUCUUAGGAUGAAGGUUGAAGAACGCUUGGGUUGGAUCCGACGUAAUGUUUAGGAUAUUAUUUUAGGCUUUAGCUAUGCAUUUAAUUUGAUUUGAAUAAUCGUGCUACUAGCAGUAGUCUUUCUAGUUUUUAUUUGAAAUAAUGUCUUUUGUUUUCUUCCAAUAAUAAAAAGUCUAGCUUUUUUA